Messenger RNA from Drosophila montana, 513 nucleotides. RefSeq lists its product as uncharacterized. The coding region runs from base 1 to 513 and encodes 170 amino acids. The record is from RefSeq and is a predicted model, not a curated record. Lineage: Eukaryota; Metazoa; Arthropoda; Insecta; Diptera; Drosophilidae. The transcript is spliced from 2 exons.
AUGUACAAUAUCCGUAUAAAACCCAAGCCUAACCAGCUGACAUUGCAGACCGCAGCCCUCUGCAAGAUGACAAAUGCCAUUUGCGAGUCGAGGAACGAGUCGUGGGUCACCAUCGAGAAGUGCCGACUGCGUGCAGUUAGCCGCACCAAAACACCGCUAACCAUUGAGAUAAUGGUCCUUUAUCCAGCCUAUAACAUACACGUUAAUGCCCAGCUACUGAAGAAGGCCAACGGCUAUAAGCCCUGGCUGGUCAACUAUACGGCCGAUGCGUGUGCCUUUAUGCGCCGUGCCAAUCAUCCCUUUAUCAAAAUCAUCUAUGAUCUGAUCAAGGAGUAUUCGACAAUCAAUCACACGUGCCCCUAUGUGGCCAGGCAGAUGCUCAGAGAUUUUAUCGUUGACCCGGCAAAAUUGAUGCUGCCAUUGCCAAGCGGAGAAUAUCUGCUGCUGCUCACCUGGAUGUUCAAUAAAAAGCCGCAGUUUGUGACAAACGUUUACUUUACAUUUAAAGAUUAA